AUGGAAGAGAAACGUAAAGUGCCACGCCCACCGUUCACUCGCAACUCGGCCGUGAAGCUAUCGCUGCCCGCGGCGUUGCGCACCGUGCACGUAAAGAAAGAUCAACAGUUAUUCCAUUACGAAGCCAUUUUGUGCCAAAUGUCCAGAGUGCUGGCAAAGCGCACCGUUCACUUUCAGCUCAGCCGUGUAGCUGUCGGAGCCCGCGGCGUUGCGGACGACGCACGUGUAAUUCCCCAGAUGGUGGCCCCGCACGGGAUCCACGUCCAACAUGAACUUCCUGCGCCCCGCGUGCGACACCGAGACGGCCGGGUCCGCCUCCACGUCCAGGUCGCCGCCGUUGAGCAGCCAGGUGAAGGCCAGCGGCAUGUCGCCCUUCCACACCACGCAUCCGACGCCUACGGCUUCCCCGGCGUUCGUGGGCUCCUCGCCAAACGAGAACGGGGUGAUCUGUGGCCGGACUGA
Gryllus bimaculatus (two-spotted cricket) is the source of this 462-nucleotide messenger RNA. The record is from the annotation of a GenBank genome assembly. NCBI's taxonomy places the organism in Eukaryota, Metazoa, Arthropoda, Insecta, Orthoptera, Gryllidae.